ACCAGAGAGUACCUGGGCAUUGAAAGGGAAGUGGAUGAAGAAGUUUCCGCCUGAACUUCUUGUUUAAACAACGACCUUGCCAUGGCAACAGCGCGAUUUUGUGUCUUAUUUAUCAUCCUCGCCGUGGCUUUAGCGGAAGAUGCUGAAGUAAAACACAAAACUGCUCCAAAACCUGUCCGUUUAUUCACCGAGGAGGAGCUGCAGAGAUACGACGGCAGCGAGGAGGGCCAGCCUAUUUAUAUGGCAGUAAAAGGGGUUGUGUUUGAUGUCACCAAGGGAAAAGAGUUUUAUGGAAAAGAUGCUCCAUAUAAUGCGCUGGUAGGUAAGGACUCCACUCGAGCUGUGGCCAAGAUGUCACUGGACCCCGCAGACUUGACAUCAGACACUACAGGCCUCACUGAAGAGCAGCUAAAGUCUCUGGACAGUAUAUUUGAAGGCACCUACAAAGCCAAGUAUCCCAUUGUGGGUUACACAGCAUCCCGUAUCCUGAACGAGGAUGGAAGUCCCAACAAAGACUUCAAACCCGAGGACCAGCCUCAUUUUCAAAUCAAAGAUGAAUUUUAAUGUAAUUUCAUGUGGUCACUUUACUUGACAAGAAUCGCGAUGAAGAAGUUUGAUACAUGUGCAAUAAUAGGAGAAGCAUUAUCCUGUUGACUCAAGAUUGAGAAUUAAAUAGCGCUUUAAUAGCUUUGACCAGUUUACGGUGCACCAACUACUUUAAUACCUGUUGUAUCAUCUGACUGAGAUAAAAAGCGGGGACUUUGGAGUAAGAGUAUGCAGAUAGUUAACGGUCUCCCGGAGACACAUUUAAAGAAGUUUAAGCACAGAUCAAGAUGCCUCCUGCUCCUCUCACAGUGCUCUAAGCCAUUUAAUUUCAUACUCUAAACAUUAGGAGCUCAAAGCUCCUUGCAAACUUAAAAUAAUCUUCAUGCACUGUAGCUGCAGUGUUUUGUUUUAUUUUUAUAAAUGAGAGACUGUAGCUGAUAAUUUUUGUCACUAAUCAAUUCAUUUUUUGAACUCUGUAUUUUACUGUGAAACUAAAUGAAUUAUGUGAAUGACUCAGUGGAAUAUUUAUGUUUAGGAAACAAUAAAUCUGCAGCUUUGUUAGUGUUCAUCGGUCCACAUGUAUUCAACUUGUUCGUCUACAAUUCUCAUUAAAGUCUGAAAAUGUUCUAAUCUUUUGUUGGUCUCAUCCGUGUUCUACCACACACAACUGUGUUACCUUGACACGAUCUCUUUAUGACA
Molecule: messenger RNA, 1245 nt
Organism: Haplochromis burtoni (Burton's mouthbrooder)
Lineage: Eukaryota; Metazoa; Chordata; Actinopteri; Cichliformes; Cichlidae
Gene: nenf
Product: neudesin neurotrophic factor
Exons: 4
Coding region: 82-564 (160 amino acids)
Cellular component (GO): endomembrane system; membrane
Source: RefSeq, a predicted model, not a curated record